AUGUGUCAACAGUUACUGGCACUGUACAGAACUGAUCAGGACAGUGAUAGUGGGAGAGGCCUCGUGGGGAAACUGUACAGCACACAGUGUUCACAGCAGCCCAAGGGCACGCAGGGAACCGUUCAAGAGAGGGAAGGCCGGGGGCCACACAAAGUUCCUAAAGUCACACCUGACCACCAGGGGCCACACUUGCUCCUCUUGAAGCGGGAACAUAAGGAACUCUUGAAGACGGAAGGUGCCAUGAGCUUUGGGUUGAAUGUGUCCACGGCAGGAGGCCCGCAGCUCUCCAGUCAUUCCGGGUCGUGGGCAAGAGCAGCAGACACCGUCUCUACCUCCUUGGAAGCGGCAGAUUGUGCCCCGACCUCGUCGGACGCGCCUGCGCGGGACGGAGCGCUCCCGCGGGAGAGACGCGGGUCGGCGGUGCGGGGUCCGGGAUCCGGGGCCUGGGGAGCCGCCCGGGGGCGCCCUGAUCCCCCGGCUUCCGCCGCCUGGCUGCGAGCGGUCCCCGAGGUGCUUGCGACGCAAGCUAGGUUCGAGUCUGAAAGAAAGCGAAGUGAACCUCAGAAACGCCAGAGCCCGGCCGCAAAGCGCGCCGUGAGGGAAACACCGAAGCACGUGGCCGGUAUUUUCAAAAGAAAUAAUUCCAGACUGAUGGAUGAAAUUCUAAAACAACAGCAGGAACUUCUCGGCCUAGAUUGUUCCAAAUACUCACCAGAGUUUGCGAAUAGUAAUGACAAAGAUGAGCAAGUGUUAAAUAGCCACUUGGCAGUGAAGGUGCUGGCCCCAGAGGAUGGGAAAGCCGACAUCGUGCGAGCUGCCCAGGACUUCUGCCGGCUGGUGGCCGGGCAGCAGCGGAGGCCUGAGGACCUGGACGUGAACAUGUUGGACAGUUUGAUUAGUUCUAAUAAUUUCCCUGAUCCUGAUUUAAUAUUGAAGUUUGGUCCUGUGGACAGCACAUUAGGCUUUCUUCCCUGGCAAAUCAGACUGACUGAGAUUGUCUCUUUGCCUUCCCACCUAAACAUCAGUUACGAGGACUUUUUCUCUGCCCUGCGCCAGUACGCAGCGUGUGAGCAGCGCAUGGGGAAGUAGUCAUCCCUGGCUGCGACUUCGGGCUCUGGGAGAAGAGGACCGGGGGACUCUGAUGUUUACAGACACCUGCGAAACCCUGUAUACACCUAGUUCAUAUUCCUCAUAAUUUAUCAGCAAACACAAAAAAGUGUCUUACUUGAGAUGAGUGAGUGUGAGUGUGUGUGUGUGUGUGUGUGUGUGUGUGUGUGUAAGUAAACUUAUAAAUGGGGGAAGUAUUGGAGAAGAGAGUACGGAAACCUACAACUUGGAGCGAACAGCAGCCGUCUUUAGGAGCUGAGUUUUCAGGUGUGAAGUCUUCAAGCCCUGCCACUUCCCUGUUUUUGUGGGGAGUAGAGGGGUGGAUCAGAGCUGUUUUGGUUGUUGUUUAAGGGAAGGGGAUAAUUUUGUUCAGUCUUUCCUAGUGACCAAACUUCAGUUUUCAAGAAUAGUAUGUGGACUUACUAAAUGGAAGUCUUCUGAUGUGAGGGAGUUUCCAGGAAGUGGAGUUGGGAACACCCAUGUUCACAUAUCCGUCCACCUUCGUUUUGGACUUCACUGUAGUCAAAUGGUGUGACCCAGAAUGUUUCUCUGGAGUCUUUGUUCGUGUUGUGAAGAACAUCUGAAAGAGAGCUCUUACUGUACUGAAAUGCAGAGGUGUAGAAACUUAAAUAUUGAAUUAGGCAGUCAAAACCGAAAACAAGUAAGUUGUAAUCCUAAAAAGUAAAGGUAAAAAUUUUCCUUAAAAAAGGAAAGCUUUGAUUUCUUUGUUGGGUGAGUUGUAUGCUGUACAGCAUCCAAAGUUAGUAAAAUAUUUCUGUUAACUGUUCUGGGCAUUUAAAAGUCAGAGCAGUGCUUUCCCUCAAAAGUAACUUGUUCCUCUUUGGAAUAUCACCUGGGGUCUAUUCAUUAAGCCUGAUUGGUGACUUUGCGUGAAAGGUUGAGGAGGACUGAGGCCUGUGAGGGAAAUAAAGUAUUACGAAAAUCUACAAAAAUACUUUAAUCUUACACAUUCUCUUUUGUGACAGAGAACAGCACUGGUUCUGUUUUUUUAAAAAUGAGUAAGCCCCUCUUUGGUAGGUGUUCGGUAUAUUCUCCCUCACUGCCGACCCUGGGUCAGAAGCAUUCGUCUAUUUGAGGACUGUGUUUGGGUUCCUGUCUUACCCCAGAUCUCGAGUAGUCAGGUGAAAGUGUGCACUGGAGUGGGGUUGCUUACAUCCCAGGUCUCAGAAGCAUGGAAAGAGCAGAGAAGACUGGAUUCGGAAAGCAUGGUUUGGAAUUGCUCCUCAGAUUCUAAAGUGGUGAAGAAUAUGUUUUGACUUUGAAUUAAGAAAACCCCAUUUAUGAUUUUAAAAAUACACUUGAAAUAAAAAUGAUUAAACUAAAUUUUGGUCCAGUGACAUUACUUUGCACUUCAUAGUUCUUUGUAUUUUUUUUAAGUCUUAAUUUAUUUCCAAGUUUUGUGUGAUGCUACAGCAUCUCAAAACUAUUAGAAAUUUCCUGUUUCUGUUACGUUGUGUUGUAAUUCAUGUCCUGUUGAGUAUUUUACUUAAUUUAAGCCUUUCAUAAACAUGGUAGAUAAUAUAAAUGUCACUUAUAAAAAUUUUGCAGUGUGUACAGCUUUAAUGAAUUAAAUUUAAUGGGCCCAAUUGAAGUACGGAUUUAAUGUUUGUUAAAAUACAGUUAGUUAAAUUACUUACUGAGAUGUAGCCCAGAUCUCUACAAGAUGUAGUAUGAGUUUUUCACUUUCCUCCUCCUCUUUCACAGUAGGAUGUGUUUGUCAAAAUAAAGCCGUAGUCCAUGUUUUCAAUCUGUUGCAGCUGAGAAGAGCCCCUUUGGACAGGGUCCCUUAGAGCCUCUCCAUUACCUUCUCCAGGGGUGCGCCUGCUAGAGCACUGUGUGAUUUGAACAGCACUGCUUGUUCUGAAAUUCCUGGCAAGAUCUGCACAGUUUCUCUGUUGUCAGGGCUCCCUUUGCACUCCUCAGAAUGGGUCGUUUAAAGAAAAGUGUGUGUCUCUAUGUGUAUCGAAGGUGUGGUCUUUAAGUUGUUCCUUCUGAUACUCCCCACAAUGGAGAAAUUACCAGAGCAGGCCCGUUACAUGGAUGGCAGCACAGAGCAGAGCAAGAAGGGAGGAUCUGAAUUCCAUUCCCAGUUGUAGCUGUGGUUUGCUUCUUUUUAACUAGUGGGUUACUGUUCUGAAGUUGAAAGGCUGAUAUUAAUGUGAAUAGCAAAUUCUGGCUGAAGAAUGCCUGUCUCUGAGCGAUGCUUAAUAUUAAUGAACAGUGCCAAAUACACUGUGCGUAUCUAUAAUUUAAUCUUUGAAUGUAUGCUAAUCAGCUCCCUCCUCUGUGAUGGAACCGUGCAUAGAAUCAGAUCCUUGUGAUGUUUUAUAUGGCUGUAGACUUUGGCAACAUGUAAAUAAUGUGUACAGCAAAUUUUUAUGAUUAAGGAAUCAAAUUUAUUGAAUUUUAUUAUUGCGAUUUGAAAUUUAAGAUGUAUGAAAACCAAUAAAAGUAUACUCUUCAUGGACUGUA
Chinchilla lanigera (long-tailed chinchilla) is the source of this 3600-nucleotide messenger RNA. RefSeq names its product NUS1 dehydrodolichyl diphosphate synthase subunit (gene Nus1). The coding region runs from base 1 to 1089 and encodes 362 amino acids. The transcript has 7 exons. Lineage: Eukaryota; Metazoa; Chordata; Mammalia; Rodentia; Chinchillidae. The record is from RefSeq and is a predicted model, not a curated record. Gene Ontology annotation, molecular function: ditrans,polycis-polyprenyl diphosphate synthase [(2E,6E)-farnesyl diphosphate specific] activity. Gene Ontology annotation, cellular component: dehydrodolichyl diphosphate synthase complex; endoplasmic reticulum membrane.